Messenger RNA from Cercopithifilaria johnstoni, 1050 nucleotides. The record is from the annotation of a GenBank genome assembly. NCBI's taxonomy places the organism in Eukaryota, Metazoa, Nematoda, Chromadorea, Rhabditida, Onchocercidae.
AUGACGAAGGAAUUUGCAGCUACAGUAAUGCAUUCUUUGCCAUCAACAAGUUACUCGCCAACAGUAGCUGAUUACGUGUACCGGCGUGUAUUACGUCAAGCCAUUGCUGCAAUCUGUAAACAAGCCGGUUUUGAAGCGAUUGAAGCUGAUAUUCUCGAGUUACUCACCCAUAUGAUUAAUUCGUACAUCAACGAACUGGCGGCUACCACACGCCAAAUGACUGAACACGCUGGUCGUACUAUUUCAACACCAUCGGAUACGGUCAUGGCAUUAGUAGAUUUAGGUACUGCAGUUUCCGAUUUACCAGCAUUUCUGAAAGAAGCAACCUCUAAAGGUUCUUUAGUGAUAGCACCACCACGUGUACAACACGCAUCGCAUACCCAACAACAACUUCGUGUUGGUAGCUCACGUCCACGUCCACCACAUGUUCCGGAUUGGUUGCCACCGUUUCCUGACCCGCAUACUUAUGUGCGGACUGAUAUAUCUGGUGAACUAGAACCCUCAUACGAGAAAGCACGUGAAGGCUUGGCUUUGUUAUAUCGAAAUACUGUGGUAUCGUUAAAAGAUUUUGUUCUGCGUACCCAUCCAUCUAUUUCCUUGUUCGAUCUCCAUAAACAACGUAUUUUGAAAAAAAUUGCUGCUACUGCAGUAGAACGUACCCGUGAACAGCAGGCUCGAAUGAUGGCAUCUGUGGAAGAAGAUGAACAGAAAACGAUGAUGAAUGGAGCAACAACAAUAGUGCACGAUACUGAACAGUCAAAAACCGUUGAUCCUCAAUUUUCUAUUGAUGUUUCCGAUAAAUUUUUCUUUGAAGAAGAUAGCGAAGAAGAAAUAGGCCUACUGCAAGCAGAAGUGCCAACUUUCGGAGAAAUCAUUGAGCCUAAAACGACGAAUGAAUCAUAUUUGGAUCCCCUUCUCUUCGAUCUGCAAAAUGAACCAGUAUCUGGAGCAGGAAUUAAAUUACAAGAAGAUACUGGAUUAGAUGGAAACCCGUUCUUACGUUCACCGAAAAUGCCUUCGUUACUUGAUGACGACCCGAUGCAUGAGUGA